CAGCGGCCAGCGCCAGCGAGGUCGAGGCAUCGGCGCAUCGCAUCGCCCACUUUGCUUUGCUCGCUCGUCUCUUCGCUUUCCGCCGUGGUGCAUGGCCAGUGAAUUCCAAUUCGUUCUCCCUCUCCGGCUCUCCCCACCAAAAACGUGAGGCCCGCCGGAACGAGCAAGCAUAUUCACGGAGGCGUGGAUCCAGAGGCUCCCCCGCAGCGCUUGUCCAGAAGCAGCCGACGCGGCGUCUGUCCGCGGGCCGACGGUCGGUCGGGCGGCCUGUCGUGUAUAAAUGGCGGACGAGGAGGGGGGCAGCGGCGUUGCGGGAGGGAGAGGAGGAGAAGCGCUGGCGGCAUCUGCUCCCAACGGGGACCGCUCAGGGAAUAGCCCCCUCGCCGUGCCGUCGUUCUCUGCAGGACAGACAACCAGGGUGAGCGAAGGCAGCGUGGGGGGCUCAACUUCUAAGGAGCGAAGUCUGCCCCCACGCUUACACGGUAGAGAUGUUGGCGCCUGAGGUCGGAGGCUUAGACCCAACAAGGGGGUUGCCCGGUCCCUACGGGUCGUGCCGGUCGACGAAGACCCUCGGUGAAGACACCUGCAGGCGGGACAGGGCCAGCGAGCGAAGGCCCCACUUCGAUUCCUGACAAGGGGUCAUGCGUCUUCGAUAUUUCUGCCGCAGGAACGCGGUUGCAAAGACAAAGUCCUCGACCCAACCGAGAGGAGGGCCCACUCUCAACUAGGCAGUGGCGGCCCCACCUGUCGGCCCCUACUGAGGGUACAAAGCUGGGUGUGAUUAGAAUAACGGGUCACCGUUCUGUAAUUACCCCGUUGUACAACAUAUUCCAGAAAUGUAGCAGGUAUCUAGGGGCACGAACAUAUUUAUGACGUCGGCCCCUGGACGCCCUAUAAAUACCCUGUCCUGUAGCUGGAUAUGACACACUUGACAAGACAUUUGAGCUUCCAGCCAUCCGUUUUGUCGUGCCAUCUGUCACCUUUGUUCACGAGUGCUUGGGCCCGCUAUUCUCAGUCACAACAGUGUUGAAGUGUAUAAAUGGAUUGCCUACUUUCUCCCAACAAGUUAAGCUUUUGGUUGAAUUGGUUAAUGCAUCCACUCCAACAGAUACCAUGUUGGAAACCCUAACCCGCAUUAGGGUUGAACAACAGCGAACACCUACAAAUAGUCUAAUAACAUUGAACAUCAGCCUUGCACUCAGCCUUUGUGAAUCUAGUGUAAAUAUAGUUUAAUUAAUGUCAACAAUAAAGGAUCGCUUGCUGCAGAAAACUUUAAAUGACAGGCAAACUUAUUUUAAGGUUGGCAUCUAACUAACUGGUGCUAUUGUACUGAUUGUAGUUUUUGUUGGUACAGUUCAGUCUAGAUUUCCUUUUUUUUGUUAGUGAUAAAAGUUGCUAUCCAUUUUUUGACAUGACACCAUCUUUUCGUUUCUAAGUAGAUGACAGAGGCUUCCAUAGAUCAAGCACCAUGCCGUUGCCGGUGGUGAUUAAGAAUGAUGAAAUUGCCAAUGAAACUGCUGGACCAUCAAGUUCGGAAAGGUCCAGAACUGAGCGUCGUCGGCAAAAUAAUCCAGCUGAUGAUCCUGCUAAACAGUUACUUGAUGAAAGGAUUCCAAUAAAAAAGAAGCUCAAAAUGCUAGAUCGGAUUGCUACAGUAAAAGAUGAUGGAACCGUGGUUGUUGAUGUGCCAAGUCUGGAACCAACUAUAGUUGGUGGAAGUGGAACUGAGGAUAUUUAUACUGAAGUUGCUGUUGAAGACACAUUAGAUGGAACAGAGAUACCAUACAGGCCCCCUAUGCAAAUAGUUAUACUUAUUGUGGGUACACGAGGAGAUGUGCAGCCAUUUGUUGCUAUAGGGAAACGCUUACAGGACUAUGGGCACCGUGUGAGAUUGGCUACUCAUGCCAACUUUAAGGAGUUUGUACUAACAGCUGGCCUAGAGUUUUUCCCGCUUGGUGGAGAUCCCAAAAUUCUUGCUGAAUUCAUGGUGAAGAAUAAAGGAUUCCUACCUUCGGGACCAUCAGAAAUUCCUAUUCAAAGAAAACAGAUGAAAGAAAUUAUUUUUUCUUUGCUGCCUGCAUGCAAGGAACCUGAUCCUGACACCGGCAUUCCUUUUAAAGUUGAUGCAAUUAUUGCGAACCCUCCUGCGUAUGGACAUACACAUGUGGCAGAAGCGCUAAAAGUACCAAUUCAUAUACUGUUUACCAUGCCAUGGACGCCAACUAGUAAAUUUCCUCAUCCCUUUUCUCGUGUGAAGCAGCCUGCUGGAUAUAGACUUUCAUAUCAAAUUGUGGACUCGAUGAUUUGGCUUGGAAUAAGGGAUAUGAUAAAUGAGUUCAGAAAGAAAAAGUUGAAGCUGCGUCCAGUAACAUAUCUAAGUGGUUCUCAGGGUUCUGGCAAUGACAUCCCUCAUGGAUACAUUUGGAGUCCUCAUCUAGUCCCGAAACCAAAAGAUUGGGGUCCAAAGAUCGAUGUUGUUGGAUUUUGCUUCCUUGAUCUUGCUUCCAAUUACGUGCCUCCUGAACCACUUGUGAAAUGGCUUCAAGCUGGUGACAAGCCCAUAUAUGUUGGUUUUGGUAGCCUUCCAGUUCAAGACCCACAAAAGAUGACUGAAAUUAUUGUCAAAGCGCUGGAAAUUACUGGACAGAGAGGUAUCAUUAACAAAGGCUGGGGUGGCCUUGGAACCUUGGCAGAACCAAAAGAUUUUGUAUAUCUACUAGACAACUGCCCUCAUGACUGGCUUUUUCUGCAAUGCAAAGCAGUGGUGCAUCAUGGUGGCGCUGGAACAACAGCCGCAGGUCUCAAAGCAGCGUGUCCUACGACUAUUGUACCUUUCUUUGGUGACCAACCUUUCUGGGGCGACCGGGUGCAUGCAAGAGGGCUAGGGCCUCCGCCUAUUCCAGUUGAUCAGUUUGGUUUGCAGAAGUUGGUGGAUGCUAUAAAGUUCAUGACGAAACCAGUGGUGAAAGACAAGGCUGUAGAGGUGGCGAAAGCCAUGGAAUCUGAAGACGGGGUGACAGGUGCCGUCAGGGCAUUCCUCAGACACCUGCCUUCGAAAACCGAGGAACCGAGCCCACCGCAACCGUCAGGCUUUCUUGAAUUCUUCUUAGGCCCACUAAGUAAAUGUUUGGGAUGCUCUUAGUGCAGAACGCAAUCUGUCACGGAUUGGCGCCUUGGCGGCAUACCACAAGAGUUUGCCGUGAUAUCCCAUGCAAAGAAGCUCUGGCUCUUCUUUUCUUUGUUUCCUUUUCCUUUCCUGCGGGUAUUUGUAGUGUGCAAAGAGUGGUUGCUUGUGGUGUGCAUGGUCUGCAGCGGAUGGCCUGCGCCCUGUGGUGCGUGUCAUUUUGAUGUUUGCCGUGGAGCAGGCGACGAUUUCACGUCCAACCCGUACGUUCUGUAUAUUUAUGAAAGAAAGAAACAGAGGCUAGGUUUUCCUUGUUCUAAUA
Zea mays is the source of this 3446-nucleotide messenger RNA. RefSeq names its product sterol 3-beta-glucosyltransferase UGT80A2-like. NCBI's taxonomy places the organism in Eukaryota, Viridiplantae, Streptophyta, Magnoliopsida, Poales, Poaceae. Gene Ontology annotation, biological process: carbohydrate metabolic process. The transcript is spliced from 14 exons. Bases 1469 to 3142 code for a protein of 557 amino acids. The record is from RefSeq and is a predicted model, not a curated record. Gene Ontology annotation, molecular function: UDP-glycosyltransferase activity; hexosyltransferase activity.